GUUGUUUUCCAGGUUCGCGGAGCUUUAUUUGCGUUCUGGGGAGGUCCAGAACGCAAAUAACGAGACGAGAUGGAGGGAGAUCUCGGUUCAUUUGAUCCCAGCAUACCCAAUGAGGGCCCUUCGCCUUCUGGACAGCUGGGGGACAUGGAUGGAUACCAGGAUCAAGAAGGAGGAGAUUCAUUUGAUCCAAAUAUACCUGAAGAGGGACCAUCAGCGCCCCCUCCUGGAUGGCUGGAGGACAUCGAUGGAUACCAAGGGCAUAAAGGAGGUCCAGAGGAUGAUGAACCGCUGUACCCUCCGCCCCCCGCCUACAACCCCCAGCCUGAGGUCAACAGAAGCACCUCAGUCCCCACCAUCCGAGUCCCAUCCAUAUCGGAGGACGUGGCCCGAGACGCUUUGCUCAAGUUUGUCGAGUCCAAAUGGAAGUACAGCUCCAAACCGGCCCGGAACCUCACUUUCAAGGACCUGAAGCCCGUCACCGUCUACCGGUAUCGACUGGAGACCUACACUGAGACCAGAACCAGCGCCUGGCAGUUGGAGCCCUACAACGGCCAGGCGGUGGACGGCCCCCAGUACGGGGCGAGCCCCCCACCGUGGGACAUCCCGGUGUCGCCGCCGCAGAUGUACUCCAACAGGGUGGAGAAGAUCCGGGUGCCGCACUCGUCCUUCGUGAAGGUGUGCCAUAAAUGCCACGGCUGUGGGAGGACGCGCUGCGCCAGCUGCUUCGGCCGAGGAAUGAAACGAUGCAGCUUCUGCCAUGGUAACGGGCGGGCCAGAAAAAAACGCUGCACUUCCUGUCACGGACGAGGCCGCCGCAGGUGUGUCAGUUGCCGUGGAGACGGCUUCAAGAUCUGCUCCGUUUGCCACGGUGCCCAGAAUCUGCUGCACUUCAUCCAGCUCACGGUCACAUGGAGAAACAACGUGAGCUGCUUCAUCCCGGAUCGCCAGCCGGACUUCCCAGACAGGAAGUUUGAGAAGGUGUCAGGCGACCCGUUCUUCAUCGACGAGAACGUUCUGGUGUAUCCAAUCCAUGGCUUCCCUGAUCAGGAGAUCUGCGACGUUUCAGCCACACUGAUCAACGAUCACCUGUAUCGCUUCACCUCCACCAGCCGCAUCCUCCAGCAGCGUCAGACCAUCGAGCUGGUGCCCCUCACUCACGCCUUUUACUCGUACGGCGGGAAGGACUACAACUUCUACGUGUACGGGACGGAGAACAAGGUCUUCACCUCCAAGUAUCCCACCGCCUGCAGCAUUUUAUGAGCUCAGCAUGCAGGAAACGCACACCGAUAUACCCAGAUCACUGUUGACCUCUGACCCCAUGCUGUACAUAUACAUUCUUAUCUGUGAUUAGAAGAGUUAUGGACUGCGUUAGACAUGCUGCCAUCAUCGAGCUUUAAGGUCGAAUUAGAAAAUGAAAAACCUUCAUUGGUUCUUUGAGACACAUCCAGCUGUUCAGGAUAAAACUUUGUGCCGAAAUGAUUUUUAAAAAUCAAUCUAAUAGUUUGGUUGUUUGCAACGACAUGAAUAUUUCCACUAACAUCUUCAGAUAAAUCUGAGUAGAACCAGAGGAAGAAGGUUCUUCAGAUUCCAGAGGACAGUGUCUCAGUGACCCCCCCUGCUGGAACUCUGCGGUAUCACCAACAGAUUAAAACAGAUCAUUUAUCACAUUAAAGCUGAGAUUUAAAAAAAAGUUUAUUCUUCCGCAACAUUUUUGAAAUUUAUUAUUUAAAUCAGUUUGAAAUUAACUAAAAGGCCGUCACUUUUACUAAAAAAUCUCAUUUAUAAUUUAUCAAUGAAAAUUUUUGUGUGAUCAAUGAUUUUAGAAAAUAGUGAAGAGGCAAAACUGUUUUUGAGAUUUCUUCCUGACUGUGGUGAAAUCUAAACUCCUUUAUAUUAGCAAGAGAGCCAGAAUCUGUUGGUUUGAUUUAAAGCAGGGCUUUGACUAGGACAGUCAAAUGAAAUAAAUGCUGAUCCAUGAUCUGUCCAUUUUCAGAACUUUCAGUUUCAGUUUUAUUUUCCUUAGUUUUUCUUUUACGUCCUGAUUAAUGGGAAAACUACAGUCAGUCCUGUUCAUACUAGAUGCUGUAAAACAACGUUAGCAUUUUUGUAGCGUUCAGAUUCAUUAUUUCUGCAGCUGAUUUGUUACUCAGGGUUUAUUACGCCUUUAUUUGAGAUGUUAUGAAACACUAAUUGAUACAGAACCAGCAAACAUCCAUAGGGACUGAUUGAUCUGUUUGAAUAUUUUAAUGUUGUUUAGUUCCUGAUCUGAAGUAAGUAAUUAAACACAUGAAGUUUAGCAUUUUGCAGUUUUCUGACGGUUUACAGCAUUUUUGUUUGUUUCUCUCAGAACUUUUCAUCCGCUCAACUUUACAUUCAUGCUUUGAUUUUCAUGGGUCGGUUUGGAUCAGAUGGAGUGAAAAACGGUUCAAAUGCUUUAUUAAAAUCCCAAAUCUAUGCCAACCUUAAUGUCUGUGAUGAUACAGUUUGUGCCAUGAUGAACUUCUAACACUGAAAGCUUCUCAGUUCAAACUUUUCUCUUGUUUUUCAUUUUAUUUUGCACCUUUAUCCGGUCCAUCCUCUCUAUCUUAUCCAAAAGAAAUAUUUUUCCUGCUUUAAACUUGCUGCUGUUUCAUUGAACAGGUGACUGAGAAAAAAUACGCUUUAGUGGAACCAGUCCACUGCCUCUGACUGUAAAUAAAAUGUUUAUUAA
Molecule: messenger RNA, 2710 nt
Organism: Poeciliopsis prolifica (blackstripe livebearer)
Lineage: Eukaryota; Metazoa; Chordata; Actinopteri; Cyprinodontiformes; Poeciliidae
Gene: ssuh2.1
Product: ssu-2 homolog, tandem duplicate 1
Exons: 13
Coding region: 70-1260 (396 amino acids)
Molecular function (GO): heat shock protein binding
Source: RefSeq, a predicted model, not a curated record